CCUAGGAAAACUGGCGGGAAUCGCACCGUUCUCUGCUCUCAAACCCCUCAACUCAACGCUCUCACGUGCUCUCUUCCCGCUCUCCUCACCCACAACCGAUGAACAGAGGCGGAAACUCCAGGAAGCGGCCGCCCCCGGCCCAGACUCCACCGGCGGCGAAGCAUCAGGCCACCGACACUUCGACUCCGUCGCCGGCGGUCGGAGCACUAGAGGAUGAGUUCUUGGACGAGGAUGUGUUCCUUGACGAAACCCUAUUGUACGGCGAAGAGGACGAGGAUUCGCUCAUCCUCCGCGAUAUGGAGGAGCGUGAAGCGAUUGCUUCGCGGUUGUCGAAAUGGGUUCGACCUCCGGUCUCAUCUGCUUUUCUCUCUCACUCGCAGAACAUCGUUUUCCAGCAAUUGGAGAUUGAUUAUGUGAUUGGGGAGAGCCACAGGGAGCUCUUGCCUGGUUCGUCAGGUCCAGCGGCGAUCAUUAGGAUUUUUGGGGUUACAAGGAAAGGUCAGAGCGUAUGUUGCCUUGUUCAUGGAUUUGAACCAUACUUCUACAUUGCUUGCCCCCCUGGAAUGGGAGCAGAUGAUAUCUCUCGUUUCCAUCAGAUUCUUGAGGGAAGGAUGAGAGAAUCCAGUAAAAAUAGCAAGAUCCAAAGAUUUGUCUGUCGAAUAGAAGUGGUGCAGAAACAGAGCAUUAUGUAUUACCAGCAACAAAAGUCUCAACCUUUCCUCAAGAUUGUAGUUGCAUUGCCGACUAUGGUUGCUACCUGCCGUGGUAUUCUUGAUAGAGGCAUACAAAUUGAUGGUUUGGGUACGAAGAGCUUUAAAACAUAUGAGAGCAAUGUCCUUUUUGCUCUUCGCUUCAUGAUCGAUUGCAAUGUUGUUGGUGGAAAUUGGAUCGAAGUGCCUGCUGGGAAAUAUAAGAAGGCAGCAAAGACUUUAUCAUACUGCCAAAUGGAGUUUGAUUGCAUGUACUUAGAUUUGAUCAGUCAUGCUCCAGAAGGUGAAUACUCAAAAAUGGCUCCCUUCCGUAUUUUAAGUUUUGAUAUUGAGUGUGCUGGUCGUAAAGGACACUUUCCGGAGCCUAAGCACGAUCCUGUAAUCCAGGUUGCCAACCUCGUUACUCUACAGGGAGAGGAUCAGCCAUUUGUACGUAAUGUCAUGACUCUUAAGUCAUGUGCUCCAAUUGUAGGCGUAGAUGUGAUGUCUUUUGAAACAGAACGAGAAGUCUUGCUAGCCUGGAGGGACUUGAUUCGUGAAGUUGAUCCUGAUAUCAUAAUCGGUUAUAACAUUUGCAAAUUUGAUUUACCUUAUCUUAUUGAGAGAGCCGAAACCCUUGGAAUUGCGGAAUUCCCUAUCCUUGGUCGUAUAAAGAACAGCAGAGUUCGUGUCAAGGAUACAACAUUUUCAUCAAGACAAUAUGGAACUAGGGAAAGCAAAGAGGUUACAAUUGAAGGGAGACUUCAGUUUGAUCUGCUUCAGGUGAUGCAAAGAGAUUACAAAUUGAGUUCUUACUCGUUGAAUUCCGUCUCAGCACACUUUCUUUCUGAGCAGAAAGAAGAUGUCCACCAUUCAAUCAUAUCUGAUCUUCAGAAUGGAAAUGCAGAAACACGGAGGCGGCUUGCCGUUUACUGUUUGAAGGAUGCAUAUCUUCCGCAGAGGCUCUUGGACAAAUUGAUGUUUAUAUACAAUUAUGUUGAAAUGGCUCGUGUAACUGGUGUCCCUUUCUCUUUUCUUCUUUCUAGAGGACAGAGCAUCAAGGUCCUAUCUCAGCUUCUAAGGAAAGCUAAACAGAAGAACCUGGUUCUUCCGAAUGUCAAACAAUCAGGAUCUGAACAAGGAACUUAUGAAGGGGCAACAGUUUUGGAAGCAAAAGCUGGAUUCUAUGAGAAGCCAAUCGCAACACUGGAUUUUGCAUCACUAUACCCUUCAAUUAUGAUGGCAUAUAAUCUAUGUUACUGUACCUUGGUGCCACCUGAAGAUGCACGUAAACUGAAUCUUCCACCGGAAUGUGUUAAUAAAACUCCAUCAGGGGAAGCAUUUGUUAAGUCAAGCUUGCAAAAGGGGAUACUCCCAGAAAUUCUUGAAGAGCUUAUUGCUGCCCGAAAAAGAGCAAAGUUGGAUCUAAAGGAUGCUAAGGAUCCUCUGGAGAAGGCUGUUCUGGAUGGUAGACAGCUGGCAUUAAAGAUAAGUGCAAAUUCCGUGUAUGGGUUUACUGGAGCCACAGUAGGGCAGUUACCAUGCUUAGAAAUAUCUUCCAGUGUAACAAGCUAUGGCCGUCAGAUGAUUGAACAGACAAAGAAACUUGUAGAAGAUAAAUUUACAACAUUAGGAGGGUAUAAACAUAAUGCAGAGGUUAUUUAUGGAGACACAGAUUCCGUUAUGGUGCAAUUUGGAGUUUCUGAUGUAGAAGCUGCAAUGACAUUGGGGAGAGAAGCAGCAGAAUAUAUUAGUGGGACUUUCACUAAACCCAUCAAAUUGGAGUUUGAGAAGGUCUACUUCCCAUAUCUGCUCAUUAGCAAAAAGAGGUAUGCUGGUUUGCUGUGGACAAGUCCACAAAAAUUUGACAAAAUGGACACCAAAGGAAUUGAAACUGUCCGAAGGGAUAACUGUUUGCUGGUUAAAAACCUCGUGAACGAGUGUCUUCACAAAAUACUAAUUGAUAGAGAUAUUCCUGGUGCGGUUCAGUAUGUUAAGAAUACAAUUUCAGAUCUUCUCAUGAACCGUGUUGAUUUAUCCCUUUUGGUGAUUACUAAGGGUUUAACUAAAACAGGGGAUGACUACGAAGUUAAAGCAGCACAUGUGGAACUUGCUGAACGCAUGCGCAAGAGAGAUGCUGCAACUGCACCAAAUGUUGGGGAUCGAGUUCCGUAUGUAAUUAUAAAAGCAGCCAAAGGUGCAAAGGCCUAUGAACGGUCAGAAGAUCCAAUCUACGUGCUUGAGAAUAACAUCCCUAUAGACCCGAAUUAUUACCUAGAGAACCAAAUUAGCAAGCCACUUCUAAGGAUAUUUGAGCCGAUCUUGAAAAAUGCUAGCAAGGAACUUCUCCAUGGAAGUCACACGAGGUCAAUAUCGAUUUCUACUCCUUCAAACAGUGGCAUAAUGAAAUUUGCCAAGAAACAAUUGAGCUGCAUUGGUUGCAAAGCCUUGAUUAGAGAGGGAACACUAUGCUCACACUGCAAAGGAAGAGAAGCUGAACUAUACUGCAAAACAGUUUCCCAGGUGUCAGAGCUAGAGGAGCUUUUCGGGAGGCUGUGGACUCAGUGUCAAGAGUGCCAAGGCUCUCUUCACCAGGAUGUACUUUGCACCAGUCGGGAUUGUCCAAUAUUUUACCGGAGAAAGAAAGCACAAAAGGACAUGGCUGAGGCCAAGCAACAGCUCGACAGGUGGAACUUCUAAGUAUCCAUUCCAGUUGGUUUGUCUCUCUUCUCCUCUCCUCUGUACUUUGAAUGUCAUAAAAGGAAGAGAAAGAAAGAAAGAAACUGUUUGUGUUUAUGGGUAGAGAGAGAGAGAGAGAGAGAGAGAGGGAGGGGUUUCCCAUUCGGAGACAAAUCAGAACUGAAGGCUGGAAUGAUUUGUGUGAUAGAAGAAGGGCUUUUUUUCCUUAAUGUUUCUCAUUGAAUUGCUUCUAGGAAGAAAAAGAGCUUCUGUUUGUGGAUCCACUUCCAAAAUCCUCGUGAAGGCUCCUUCCUUGUGUUGACCAGUCUCUGUCAUUGUUAAAAUGAUUUUUGUUUGUUGUUAAAAUUUUUUUAUAUA
Messenger RNA from Tarenaya hassleriana, 3746 nucleotides. RefSeq names its product DNA polymerase delta catalytic subunit. NCBI's taxonomy places the organism in Eukaryota, Viridiplantae, Streptophyta, Magnoliopsida, Brassicales, Cleomaceae. Gene Ontology annotation, molecular function: 3'-5'-DNA exonuclease activity; DNA-directed DNA polymerase activity; nucleotide binding. Bases 99 to 3389 code for a protein of 1096 amino acids. Gene Ontology annotation, biological process: base-excision repair, gap-filling; DNA-templated DNA replication; DNA replication proofreading. The transcript is spliced from 31 exons. Gene Ontology annotation, cellular component: delta DNA polymerase complex. The record is from RefSeq and is a predicted model, not a curated record.